AUGAAAACUUUAACACUGAGUUUUUCCAUCAUAGUAAUAACAGAGUUUGUCCUCGGAAAUUUUGCCAAUGGUUUCAUAGCACUGGUGAACUGUAUUGACUGGGCCAAGAGAAAAAAGAUCUCUUCAGCUGAUGGAAUUCUCACUGCUCUGGUGGUCUCCAGAAUUGGUUUGCUCUGGAUUAUAUUAAUAAAUUGGUAUUUAACUGUGCUUAAUCCAGCUUUAUGUAGUUUAAAAGUGAGAAUUAUUGUUCAUAUUGCCUGGGCAAUAAGCAACCAUUAUAACAUCUGGCUUGCUACUAGCCUCAGCAUAUUUUAUUUGUUCAAGAUAGCCAAUUUCUCCAGCCUAGUUUUUCUUCAUCUAAAGAGGAGAGUUAAGCAUGUACUUUUCAUGAUACUUCUGGGAGCUUCGUUCUUCUUGGCUUUUCAAGUUGCAGUGGUGAGCUUAAAAGACAGUAUCCAGAGAAAUGAAUAUGGAGGAAACAUCACUCAGAAAACCAAAUUGAGGGACAUUUUACAGCUUUCACAUGUGACUCUGAUCACUCUAGCAAAUCUCAUACCCUUUACUAUGUCCUUGAUAUCUUUUCUGCUGCUAAUCUUUUCCCUGUGGAAACAUCUCAAGAAGAUGAAGUGCAAUGGCAAAGGAUCCCAAAAUCCCAGCACCAAGGUCCAUAUAAAAGCCAUGCAAACUGUGAUCUCCUUUCUUUUGCUAUUUGCCAUUUACUUCCUGACUUUAAUUAGUUCUGUUUGGAGUUCCAAGAGACAGCAGAACGAACAGGUCCUCUUGCUUUUGCAGGCCUUUGGAAUCCUCCAUCCUUCAGUCCACUCAUUUAUACUGAUUUGGGCAAACAGGAAGUUAACAAAAGCCUUUCUGCCCUUUCUGUGGCCACUGAAGUGCUGGCUGAAAGAAAGGAAAUAAGGGGCCAUCUUGUGUCUUCCAGUGAAAAAUAAACUGAUGGUGAUUUUAACAUUU
This is a messenger RNA of Phacochoerus africanus (Common warthog), 969 nucleotides long. RefSeq names its product taste receptor type 2 member 20-like. Bases 1 to 915 code for a protein of 304 amino acids. NCBI's taxonomy places the organism in Eukaryota, Metazoa, Chordata, Mammalia, Artiodactyla, Suidae. The record is from RefSeq and is a predicted model, not a curated record. Gene Ontology annotation, biological process: G protein-coupled receptor signaling pathway; detection of chemical stimulus involved in sensory perception of bitter taste; sensory perception of taste. Gene Ontology annotation, cellular component: membrane. Gene Ontology annotation, molecular function: bitter taste receptor activity; G protein-coupled receptor activity. The transcript has a single exon.